This is a messenger RNA of Schizosaccharomyces japonicus yFS275, 888 nucleotides long. Its product is annotated as Ino80 complex subunit Ies2. The transcript has a single exon. Gene Ontology annotation, biological process: CENP-A containing chromatin assembly; chromatin remodeling. Lineage: Eukaryota; Fungi; Ascomycota; Schizosaccharomycetes; Schizosaccharomycetales; Schizosaccharomycetaceae. The coding region runs from base 1 to 888 and encodes 295 amino acids. The record is from RefSeq and is a predicted model, not a curated record. Gene Ontology annotation, cellular component: Ino80 complex.
AUGAGUAGACCAAGAGCACGAAGAACACCUACGAUACAGGGUUCCGUAUGGAUUACAGCAAAUUCUGUAAAGUCGUCUUCUUCAGAAGCGAGUGAACCUAAGAAGAAGGAGAAAGACGUUGAAGAACUCAAGGACUCUAAAAAGCAGGAAGAGACGAGCACCGAAGAAGAAUCCGUCCGUGUUGAAACGGAGGAUCCGAUUACAAGCUCUCCGGAAGAUGAUGGCGAAGCAGAAGAAGAAAACGUUGAGGAGCCUGUGACAGAAACACAAACAGAAGAGGGUUAUGACAGCUAUGCUGCUUCCGAAGCAUCUGGCGAACACGUUGCAAGCACUCCACGCAGUUGGACACACCGCACACGUUCUAAGCGGAAAGCCUCGUACGUGGAUGAUGACGAGGAAGAAGAAGAGGAGGAAGAGCCUGAAGACGAAGAGGAGGACAUGGAUUUUGAAAGCGAAACUUUCGCACAGCCUAGCACGCCUAUUCACCGGAUGACGAAGCGUCAGCGUGCAAAGCAAGGCUUUUUAGAGGAAGGCGAGGAUGAGUUGCUUGAGCUGCCUUUAGAGACUUCCGGACGCAAGAAACUGACUCCUGAAGAGAUGGCGUUGCGUCGUAUUGAGAACGCACGCAAACGCAAGAACCAGAGCGAACAACGGUUAGAGGAAGAAAAGCAAGAAACUAUCAAUCGCUUGCUGAAGCGACAGGCUACUACUGGGCGUAAUGGCCGUUCUCGAAGACGCGGAACCUCUACUUCGAGCAGUAGUGAACAGUCUGAAGUCAAACACAAGGAGCGGACUUACAUGUAUCAACCAUUUGCUACGAUCAGCUGGCGAAGUACGAAAGAUGGAGAGUCUUUGGGCAUUCCUCAACCGCUGGUUCGGUUCUUUUAA